Messenger RNA from Xiphophorus maculatus (southern platyfish), 1699 nucleotides. RefSeq lists its product as uncharacterized. Gene Ontology annotation, biological process: regulation of DNA-templated transcription; circadian rhythm. The record is from RefSeq and is a predicted model, not a curated record. Lineage: Eukaryota; Metazoa; Chordata; Actinopteri; Cyprinodontiformes; Poeciliidae. The transcript has 2 exons. Gene Ontology annotation, molecular function: DNA binding; DNA-binding transcription factor activity. The coding region runs from base 139 to 1248 and encodes 369 amino acids. Gene Ontology annotation, cellular component: nucleus.
UGCUGGAGGAGGAGAUGCCAGAGAGAUGCAGGACUCUGAGGGGCUCAAACAGCCACACGACUUGCAAGGCUUCGGGUUUUCAUCCUCAUAAAGUUUUAGAGAAGAGGUGGAGCCCUAACCGAGCAGUCCAGUUUGAACAUGGCAGCUCUGGGUCCUGUUUUUGACGUGAUGCCCCCUCUGCCCCAUGCAGAGUCUGUAGAUCAUGGACGACCAGGUUCUGGUUCUGGUUCUAGUUCUGAAUCCUACGUUGAGAAAAAUGUUUCCAACCUCAAAAUGCAGACAUACGAGCCCCGCUCCUUCGGACUGGAGUUUCAGGAGAGCCUUGCCAGUCCAGAGGAGAUUGCUGCAGCAGGUUUCGAUGAGAGUAACGGCGACGGUGUGCGUCGCAAGCGUGAGUUCACCCCCAGUGAGAGGAAAGACGAAAACUACUGGGACAAGAGAAGGAAAAACAACGAGGCGGCCAAGAGGUCCAGGGAGAAGAGGCGGGCAAACGACAUGGUGCUAGAGCGCAGGGUCCUGGGUCUGCUGGAGGAGAACGCUCGCCUGAAGGCCGAGGUGUUGGCCCUCAAGUUUCACUUCGGGAUGGUCAAGGACCCGUCUGAUGUGUCCAUCCUGCCAUUGUCCACACCACCCAGUUUGACCCCCAGUAACACCGAUGGCCUCUCAUACUACAACACCCACCACACCCAGCCUGUGCAGGGUGUCUGGACAGAAACGUCUCCACAGACUGGCAGUAGAGACUCCAGCAUCCGUCCAUGUGUCCCACAGGCAGACAGCACUGGGUUUAAUGAUGACACACUGGAUGAGUGGGUCAGGCCUCCACCAACACAGCAUCCACGGGUGUGUGAGGCAGCGAGCGGGAGAGCAGACUCAUCCGACGGUCUGAGGAACCUCCCACACAAGCUCCGGUUCAAAAGUCCACCCGACGGGAGGAUGUCUUCAUCACCUGAUAGCAGACCUGCUGGCCCACCUGUAGCCAUGGUGGAGCCGAACAUCCAGGUAAAAACAGUCCCGCAGGUGGGAUGGACUGGUCAGGCCGCGGUCCAGCCUCCUUAUGGGUGUGAGCAGCAGCAGCAGGUCCGGGACUCGUCCUGUGGACUUGGUGACUCCUCGUUUCUUCAGAAGUCAAACAGGAAGCUCUCAGCAGGAGGAGAUGUGAGUCUGAAGUCGCACAUCAGCAGUUUGUCUCAGGAGGUGGCUCAGCUCAGGAGGCUCCUCUCCCAGCAGCUUCUCCAUAAAAUCCCUUAAAAAAGAAAUUCAAGCCCAAACGUUGACAGAGAUCUCAUUCACUCAAACAUUCAGCUUAUAACUAAUCUCCGCUAAAACGGCAACGUUUUUAUAACCAAUCUUUAUUUCUAUGUAUGGAUAAAUCAGUGACAGUGACUUUUAAAUUUUAUUGGGUUAAUAUAUUAGUAAGAAGACUGUGGGGAAUGGGGAGCGCUUUAAGGAAAUAAAGGAUGUAACAUUAAUUCUCACUGUUUUGUACAAUUUCAACCAUAUGGUUUGUUUGGCGGGAUUUUUUUAUUUUUAUUUAUAAAAUUACUCGUGCUAAAGUUGUAAUUAGUGUGAUUAAAAUGUUUUUUUUCAGUAUUUUAUUCUGUCUGUUGAUCCACACAAGCACAUAACCUGCUGGGUUUGACCAGGCCAGCUGCAAAACUGACUUCCUCUUAUUUCAUUUAAAGCUUUAAUUGCUUGUAGA